Molecule: messenger RNA, 3321 nt
Organism: Carya illinoinensis
Lineage: Eukaryota; Viridiplantae; Streptophyta; Magnoliopsida; Fagales; Juglandaceae
Product: B3 domain-containing transcription repressor VAL1-like
Exons: 13
Coding region: 467-3124 (885 amino acids)
Molecular function (GO): DNA binding; zinc ion binding
Source: RefSeq, a predicted model, not a curated record
AAAAGAAAGAGAGAGAAAAUAGGGAACUGGCAGUAAAAAGUGUAGAGAGAGAGAGGGGACGACUUGUUGUGCGGCGUGUCUUCAAGUGUCGUGCAUGCAUUUUUAUGCAAUCUGUUGCUUUGCAUGCAUUCUCUCUCCUCUGUCUGAACUAUCUAUCAAAUACACGUUUUCUUGGGGGCUAAAAGCCCCACCACCGCCGUAACGCUCUGAGGGAUCCAUCGUCAUCUCCACCUAGUUGACCCUGUAGUUCUUCAUCUUCAGUUUUGGCAGAGCUAUAUUUAUUGCUACUGGUUGAAAAAUUAUAGUCUUAUGAGGAUGAACAAGAAAUGGGUUUGUUUCUGUGUUCGUUGCUAUUGUGAAUGCGAACACUUCCAGAUUUGGGGUCUUCGAGGAUUGGGACGAGUGCUGUUAGGGUUUUGAUUUGGAUUUGCAUCUUGCUCUGCUCGAAGAUUUCGAUUUUGGGUUAAUGGGGCCAAAGAUUUGCAUGAAUGCUUCAUGCGCAGCAACCUCCACGCAUGAAUGGAAGACAGGCUGGCCUCUGCGAUCCGGUGGAUUCGCCGAUCUCUGUCACAACUGCGGAUCUGCCUAUGAGGAUCUGGUUUUCUGUGAUAUGUUCCACUCAAAGGAAACUGGUUGGAGGGAAUGCAGUUUAUGCAACAAGCGUGUACACUGUGGUUGCAUAAUAUCUAAGCCUUUGUAUAAGUGCCUGGACUUUGGGGGCGUUGGGUGUAUUAGCUGUGCAAAUGGCCCUGGACUUUAUCCGAUCUGGAGGGGUGAAUUUCCUAAUGGAUUUGGUUCAUUGACUGUAAAUAAUGCUGGUGAUUCACUCUCCCCUCCUGUUGAGAAAAGAUUGGUCACUGGCGAUGAGGGAAAACUUAUGCAAUUGUGCAGAAUAGUGGAAGAAGCUAAUGAACCAAACCUCUUGCCUAAAUCUCAUAGAGGUGAGGCAAAUGGAUCUCAAGUUGGCACGGGCUUUUCAAGUGUGAUUCAACCAUCUGUUGGAUUAGUAACAUUUGCCAAACCAGACAAUGGUAGACAAAUAUUAGAGGGUAAAGAUGUGCAAGGAUCACUAGCUCAGCCGCCUUUGAAUAUGAGCUUGGGAACUCCAAAUUUUGAGCUUCCCUUUUCUAGUGGGGUUGUAGAUGGAAGGGAGCAGAGCAAAACAUCUUCUCCCUCCCAACAAGGGCAAAGAUCUCGCCCUAUAUUGCCAAAACCAAUGAAAACUGGCCUCACUGCAAGUUCAGAGACAAAUAAAAGUGUGGCUCAGAUGCGAAUUGCGAGGCCUCCUACUGAAGGACGGGGGAAAAAUCAGUUACUUCCCCGAUACUGGCCAAGGAUUACUGACCAAGAGCUGGAGCAAUUAUCUGGAGAUUUGAAUUCUACUAUUGUGCCAUUGUUUGAGAAAGUGCUCAGUGCCAGUGAUGCUGGUCGGAUUGGUCGUUUGGUUCUCCCAAAAGCAUGUGCUGAAGCUUAUUUUCCCCCCAUUUCUCAAUCAGAAGGCCUACCUUUAAGGAUUCAAAAUGUGAAGGGGAAUGAGUGGACAUUUCAGUUCAGAUUUUGGCCCAAUAACAACAGCAGGAUGUAUGUUUUAGAGGGUGUUACCCCUUACAUACAGUCUAUGCAAUUACAAGCGGGUGACACUGUAACAUUUAGUCGGAUAGAUCCUGGAGGCAAACUUGUCAUGGGGUUUCGAAAGGCAUCAAACACUGAAGAUACACAGGAUGCCCAGACAUCUGCCCUUCUCAGUGACACACUUUCUAGGGAAACAUCCUUGUCUGGUGUUAUUGAGAAACUGCCUUCAGGAAGUGUUUUUUCUGGGCUUUUCCAAACCAUGAAAGGAAGCAAGGAGCCACAUCAAAAUGCUUCCUGUGAAAAUUUGAAUUUAGCAGAUGAGGAUAUCGCAUUGCAUAAUAGUGAUAACUAUAGGGGCAGGAUGAAUGAAGAUUCACCACGGCAGCCAAUGCAAAUUCCAGAGAAAAAGAGGACACGAAAUAUUGGAUCUAAAAGUAAGAGGCUACUAAUGUAUAGUGAAGAGGCUCUGGAGCUGAGAUUUACAUGGGAAGAAGCACAAGACAUGCUUCGUCCACCCCCAAGUUUGAAGCCUAGCAUUGUUACUAUUGAGGGCCAUGAUUUCGAAGAAUAUGACGAACCACCAGUUUUUGGAAAGAGGACUGUAUACACUACCCUGCCAUCCAGGGGACGGGAACAGUGGGCUCAGUGUGAUGAUUGCUUCAAAUGGCGAAGGUUACCUGUGGAUGUUCUUCUACCUCCAAAGUGGAUGUGUUCAGAAAAUGUUUGGGAUUCAAACAGGUGCUCCUGCUCUGUUCCAGAGGAGAUCAGUCUAAAGCAAUUGGAGAAUUUUCUGAAAGCAAGCAAAGAUUUCAAGAAGCGGAGAAGUGCAGAGAGCCAUAAGUCAGUCCAGGAAUGUGAGCCUUCUGGCUUGGAUGCUUUGGCCAGUGCUGCAUUUCUGGGAGAGAACGUGGGUGAUACAGGUGAACCGUCAGUUGGAGCCACCACCAAGCAUCCCCGACACCGCCCUGGCUGCACUUGUAUUGUUUGCAUCCAGCCCCCAAGUGGGAAGGGCAAGCACAAGUCCACAUGCACUUGUAAUGUUUGCAUGACUGUAAAGCGCAGGUUUAAAACCCUAAUGCUGCGCAAGAAGAAAAGUCAAUCAGAGGGAGCAGAGACUGCCCAGAAGGAAGAUGACUACAAUAGAGAUGAAUCAGAAAUGAAUGGUCCAUCAAGAAAUGGACAUUUGCCUAUGAUUUAUCUGGGGAAUGAAGCAAGCCACAGCGGAAAUCAAGCUGAGGAGGCUGAGACCAGUAAUGGGAAAUUAGACCUCAAUUGCCAUCCCAACCGUGAUGACAUGCAACUGGAUCUGGAAGUACCGGGAAUGAGUCUGCUGAGCCUUGUUCAAGCAGCUAGCCUUCCAUUAGAGGAUUUUAUGAAGCAACGAAGGGUCCCAAGCUUGACAUGUGAGCAACAGGGUUGUCCAGGUAUAUACACACAAGUUACCGAAGAAAACGAGAGACCUCUGUUGAAUGAAGGGGGCCUUGCAUCUGAGGUUUGGGACUGUGAAAGUAGUAGAGAUCAUGGUGGUUAUCAUGAGUCCAAGUUAGACUGAAACGAUCUUCUCCAUGCAUGGAGCAGAGCUUUCUUUUAUUUUUUUAUUUGUUUAUUCGCAAGGGUUAUCAUGAGUCCGAGUUAGACUGAAACCAUGCAUCUUCCAUCAUGAAGAAGAAGAGCUUCUGUUUUUUGUUUGCUCUUUGAAAGAAUAGGUUUGUUAGCUUUAUAUUUUCAAACGAAACACUGUUCCUUGCC